AUGAAGCGAAAAUCAGAUUCUUUCCAGAAGCCAGCAUGCAAGAAGGGCAAAGUUUGGAAUCCUGCUAAUCAAUACCAUUGCACCUCUGGAUCAGAGCAUCUUGAUCUACAGGCCCAAACUGCCAUGCUUGCAUUCCAUCAAGGGUAUUUUCAAAUCGCCCUCGAAAGUUUUACCCACAUUUACCAAGCAAUCUACCAAAACUCACCGCAUGACUCGCCUCAAAAACACACAUUCUUCAUUCACAUUAUCGGAGAUAUCUCCCGGUGUCAGCUAGCAUUACUCGCACCAGAUGAAGCCAUGGAAAUUCUCUCGCCAUGCUAUAAAUGGGGCUAUCAAACCAGCAUCUCUUGGGGACAUCAGUUAUGGGGAGAAGUAUCAUCCUUGGUUGCAGCAUCUCGAAAGCUGAUUGGCCAGAAGGAGCUCGUAAAAACCAUGCUCAAUAACGAACAAUGGAAGGAGGCAGUGGAAGUAAUUUCUGAUGUAGCACAGGAGCGGCGUAAUAAAUUUCCAAAGGCAACUCCUCAGCUAAAUGGAUUUUGGUCAGUUUCAAAUGCCGAAGCUCUGAUGUGGCUUGGUCAUAGAAGCUUGGCUAGGAAAGAAACUUUGUGA
Molecule: messenger RNA, 609 nt
Organism: Puccinia graminis f. sp. tritici CRL 75-36-700-3
Lineage: Eukaryota; Fungi; Basidiomycota; Pucciniomycetes; Pucciniales; Pucciniaceae
Exons: 1
Coding region: 1-609 (202 amino acids)
Source: RefSeq, a predicted model, not a curated record